AUGUCGGGCCGGGGUAAGUCCGGCGGCAAGGCGCGGGCCAAGGCCAAGUCGCGCUCGUCGCGGGCUGGGCUGCAGUUCCCCGUGGGCCGGGUGCACCGGCUGCUGCGGAAGGGCAACUACGCAGAGAGAGUGGGCGCCGGGGCGCCGGUGUAUCUGGCGGCGGUGCUGGAGUACCUCUCUGCCGAGAUCCUGGAGCUGGCGGGCAACGCGGCCCGCGACAACAAGAAGACGCGCAUCAUCCCGCGGCACCUGCAGCUCGCCAUCCGCAACGACGAGGAGCUCAACAAGCUGCUGGGCGGCGUGACCAUCGCCCAGGGCGGUGUCCUGCCCAACAUCCAGGCCGUGCUACUCCCCAAGAAGACACAGAGCUCCAAGAAGUGAGCCCUGCUCCCCCGCUCCCUGCUUCUGGUCCCCU
Indicator indicator is the source of this 415-nucleotide messenger RNA. Its product is annotated as histone H2A type 2-B. Gene Ontology annotation, molecular function: DNA binding; protein heterodimerization activity; structural constituent of chromatin. The transcript has a single exon. Bases 1 to 381 code for a protein of 126 amino acids. Lineage: Eukaryota; Metazoa; Chordata; Aves; Piciformes; Indicatoridae. Gene Ontology annotation, cellular component: nucleosome. The record is from RefSeq and is a predicted model, not a curated record.